AUGUCUGUAAAAAACAACGCGAUCGUCGCGAGUAUUGUGUCGAUUGCGAUCAUCGCGAUGCUGCCAAAGCUGUGCUCGUGCGAUAACCCGAACCAGAUAUUUUACGCCAUCGCCGACGACGACGGUAAUAUUAGUAUUAAAAACACGGAAGACGGCAGAUUCGUCGGUAAAGCUAGUUACAGUCGGAGUAUAAACGUUACGGGGUGGGAUUACCUAGAAAUACUUACAUCUAUCAAAGCAGAUGACGCCACCCAAGCUUAUGCUGCUGGUUUGUUGGAAGGAUACAUCACUGCUGACUUAAUAAACACAUAUUGGCAUAAUAUUUUUCAAAAUUUCUGUGAUGGUCGAGCAGAUUUAUGUGUGAAACUGGGCGAGUAUUUGCAGACUAAUAAAAAUUGGGUCAUGUCCCAAGUGAUCGAGAAAAAUGGAUCGGACGCGUAUUGGCAUCAAGUUGGCCUCGUGUACAAGCAACUCGACGGGUUGUAUGAUGGAUAUAAAUUAAACACAAAAGAAGGAAUGCAGUCUUUGACAUGGGAACAUUUUUUUUGGAUGAACAUUCAAGAAGACUUAUUUAAUUUAUGUGAUGCCUUUAAUUCUUCGCACCCUCAUAAAAAACCGUUUGGGGCUGGAUCGUGUUCAGUUCUUGUAAAAUUACUACCUGGAUCCAAAGAGUUGUUCUUUUCUCACGUAACUGGAAAUUGGUACGAAACAAUGUUGAGGAUACAAAAGCGAUAUCGUCUUAAUUACAAGGAAAGUAAAUCGUCGUACCAACUAGUGUUUGGACACGAUAUAACAUUUAGUUCGUAUCCCGGUUUUCUAUAUUCGAUGGACGAUUUUUACUUGAUUUCUUCGGGUUUAGCAGUUACCGAAACCACUAUUUCAGUUUACAAUCCACAGCUAUGGGCUCAUAUUCAUCCAGUUGGGCAGGUGAUGGUUUUCAUUCGGGCGAUGGUAGCGAACCGACUUGCGUCCGACGGAUUGGCCUGGACGAAAUUGUUUAAGCAACACAACAGUGGCACGUACAACAACCAAUGGCUAGUAAUUAAUUAUUCGCUGUUUCGACCCGGUCGUAAAUUGCCCCGAAGAGGGUUGCUUUACGUGCUAGAACAAAUACCUGGACUGGUCGAGACGUGUGACGUGACCGAGCUAUUUAUGAAUCAGACGUACUGGGCGAGCUACAACGUGCCAUUUUUACAGGCGAUAUCUGAGGCCAGCGGUCAAGAUAAUAUGGUGAAGCGAUAUGGAAAUUGGUUUUCAUACCGAAACACACCCCGUGCUCGUAUAUUUGCCAGGGAUCAUGUCGAUGUGACGGACAUGCCGAGUAUGCUGCGCUUGAUGCGUUCCAAUGAUUUCAGAAAUGACCCAGAGUCUAGGUGCGAGUCUUGUGCUCCUCCGUAUUCGGCUGGAAAUGCGAUUUCGUCCAGGAAUGAUUUGAACGACAUAGACGGAGUGUACCCGUUUGAGGCACUUGGCUAUUCUAACCAGGGUGCUAUAGACGCCAAAGUAACGAGUCACAUGACCUUUAAGAAAUUGAAAUUUUUGGCGGUCUCCGGUCCGACUAGGGGUACCGGAGGACGUCUUGGUGGGUUCUGUUGGAGUAAAUCACACGCGGCUAACAUCAGCCACGUCGGACUACCCGACUGUUGGAAUUUCAAGCCUAAAUUACAUAAGUGGCAGUGGCAAAACUAGAGCUUAAAUCUUGGGGGAAGCAUAAUCUAGGUUAGAUAAUUAGGUAAAGUUGAUACUAUGUACUAAAAAUUUGUGUUAUCGAAUAAUGAUGAAAAAUAGUUUUAAACCAUGAAUGAAUAAUUUGAUUUUUAAAGGAUGUGUUUUUUUUUUGAGGUGGAAUAAGCCUGAUCGCUCUAGUUUGCUUUUACUUGAUAGGUGAUUUAAAAUGACAUCG
Messenger RNA from Melanaphis sacchari, 1903 nucleotides. Its product is annotated as putative phospholipase B-like 2. Gene Ontology annotation, biological process: phospholipid catabolic process. Gene Ontology annotation, molecular function: glycerophospholipase activity. Lineage: Eukaryota; Metazoa; Arthropoda; Insecta; Hemiptera; Aphididae. The record is from RefSeq and is a predicted model, not a curated record. Gene Ontology annotation, cellular component: extracellular region. The transcript is spliced from 8 exons. The coding region runs from base 1 to 1689 and encodes 562 amino acids.